AUGCCCGAGCGUCUAGGCCUCGGCCCACCCCUGAGCCUCCUGGCCCACCCACCUUUCUGCCAUGCCUUCGGGGACAGCCAGGGCCUCGCCGAUGCUGAGGUCAGCCGAGUCUCCAACUCUUUCUGCUUUUGUCAGGAGCAGAUCCAGAACCAGCUGGACCACCUGAGAAGAGUGAAGGACGUAAAGAAGCGGCGGCGGGCCCAGGGAGAGCAGGCCCGGGCCGAGCUCUUGAGCCUGACCCAGAUGGAGCGGGAGAAGAUCGUCUGGGAGUUCGAGCAGCUCUAUCACUCCUUGAAGGAGCACGAGUACCGCCUGCUGGCCCGCCUGGAGGAGCUGGACCUGGCCAUCUACAACAGCAUCAACGGUGCCAUCACCCAGUUCUCCUGCAACAUCUCCCACCUGAGCAGCCUGAUCGCCCAGCUGGAGGAGAAGCAGCAGCAGCCCACCAGGGAGCUCCUGCAGGACAUCGGGGACACGCUGACCAGAGCUGAAAGAAUCCGAAUCCCUGAACCUUGGAUCACACCUCCAGAUCUGCAAGAGAAAAUCCACAUUUUUGCACAAAAAUGUCUGUUCUUGACGGAGAGUCUGAAGCAGUUCACAGAAAAAAUGCAGUCGGAUAUGGAGAAAAUCCAAGAACUGAGGGAGGCUCAGUUAUACUCAGUGGACGUGACUCUGGACCCGGACACGGCCUACCCCAGCCUGAUCCUCUCCGAUAACCUGCGGCAAGUGCGGUACAGCUACCUGCAGCAGGACCUGCCCGACAACCCUGAGCGCUUCAGCCUCUUCCCCUGCGUCCUGGGCUCCCCGUGCUUCAUCGCCGGCAGGCACUACUGGGAGGUGGAGGUGGGGGACAAAGCCAAGUGGACCAUCGGCGUCUGCGAAGACUCGGUGUGCCGGAAGGGCGGCGUGACCUCGGCGCCCCAGAACGGAUUCUGGGCCGUGUCCCUGUGGUACGGGAAGGAGUACUGGGCGCUCACCUCCCCGAUGACUGCCCUCCCCCUGAGGACCCCCCUCCAGCGCGUGGGGAUUUUCUUGGACUAUGACGCUGGCGAGGUGUCCUUCUACAACGUGACCGAGCGGUGUCACACCUUCACGUUCUCUCACGCCACCUUCGUCGGGCCCGUGCGGCCCUACUUCAGCCUGAGCUACUCGGGGGGCAAGAGCGCGGCCCCGCUCAUCAUCUGCCCCAUGAGCGGCAUCGACGGGUUUUCCGGCCACGUUGGCGACCAUGCUCACUCCAUGGAGACCUCCCCCUGAGGGGCUGGUGGCCAUGACCCCGCCCCGGGCGGAAGGUGGGUGCUGCCUCCUGCUUCUGUCCGUCUCAGCUGGGCGCCCUUAGGCUCCCAGGUCCUGCCGUGGGACCGGGACGUCCCUCCUCCCCCUUCCCGUGCAGGUGGUGAGAUGUAUGACACGUGCCAGAGUGCCCAGAAAUACACACCAGCCGUCCACCGCCAGUGUUCGGACACUUGGUUCAGCCGGUCCUGAGGGGGGAGAGUGUGGAUGGCCCUUGGAGAGCCGGCCGGACACUUUGCUGGGGCUCUGCCUGGCCCCCUCGGCCUCAGCCCUGCGUCGUGGUCACGGAUACUGCUGUUUUCUGGGCCGAGGCUCCUAAGAGCCUGGAGAGGAGCCACAGGGCCCUGUCCGCAUGGCUCCCUCGACCGGGCUCUCCUUUGGGAAUUGUACCUCCGCCCCGUCACAUCCGCCAUAGGUUUGUUAACUCCAUUAAAGAGGCCUCUGUGUGUCUUGAUUAGUUACAGUUAUUUUACAGUCACGGUGGGAGAUGACUCCACGUCUGUUAUGAGAGAAUGUUCUAAUCAGUGUGCUCUUGCCUCUGUAUCUGUUCCGAGGGCUUUGUCUGCCCCCUCCGCUCUGACCAGGGCGCCCUGCCAGCACCAUCCACUGCCCCCCCCCACUCCCAUUUGUGGACUGAUGGUCAGUCAUACCCCAUCCCUGGAGUGAGUCUGAGGCACUAUUCCAGGGAUUCAUGGACCUUUUGCCUCCUUUCCUCCAUUUCCUUUGGGGAAUGACGUUUCUAAUAGGUAUUCCAUCGAGGGGCAGCUCCAUCCCGUGGCCAUCGGGUCGCGAGGCAUUCUGGAGCCGAAGGCUAAGCAGUCACUUCAAGCCCCCACUUUGGUUCUUCGCCCUCCUCCCUUUGGGUACAUGUCCCUCUGUUUGAAAAUAAAGUGACUAUGGAUGUUGUUUA
This is a messenger RNA of Suricata suricatta (meerkat), 2203 nucleotides long. RefSeq names its product tripartite motif containing 27 (gene TRIM27). The record is from RefSeq and is a predicted model, not a curated record. Gene Ontology annotation, biological process: negative regulation of transcription by RNA polymerase II; negative regulation of viral transcription; protein K63-linked ubiquitination. Lineage: Eukaryota; Metazoa; Chordata; Mammalia; Carnivora; Herpestidae. The transcript is spliced from 9 exons. Gene Ontology annotation, molecular function: protein binding. Bases 1 to 1257 code for a protein of 418 amino acids.